AUGAAGCAUAAACAAAAAAAAUUAAAAACAAUACCUUUGCAAGAAAAAAAUUUAGUAAAUAAUGCUCAAAAUAAAGAGUUAACUUCCAAUAAACAAGUUGAUAUGCAAGAUAUUCAAAAUAGUCAAGAUUAUUCAAAUCAAGAAAACUAUUUAAUAGAUGAUAGUAUAUCGGAUAUACAACUUGUUGACAAUACUUCUCAAAGAACAUCAAACACUAAAAAUAAUAAAUUAGAUGAACCAAGUGGUCUUAAUUCAAAUUCUCAUCAAUCUCAACAAACUACAUCUCUAUUAAACAAAUACUUUUUAAAUAAUUAUGAAGAUAACGAUUUAUCAGAUUCUGAAGAUUCAGAAUCUUCAGAAUCUGAUGGUUUAUCAAAAACAUUAUCUAGUUCUAAUUAUUUACGAAAUAAUACAUUUAAUUUGAAAACUUCAGGAUUAUUUAAUAAUAAAAGCUCAAUAACACGCUCUACUCAUAUAGAAUAUUCAAUGGAUAGUACUCUUAAUAAAAUAUUGGAUAUUGUACUUAAUAAUCAAAAUGAUAUAAAAGUAUUAUUACGUCUUCAUGGAGAAAUGGAAUCAACAAUUCGUUCACAAUCAGAUGAAAUUAAAAAGCUUAAAGAUUUAUUAAGUAAUUCACAUAAAACAGAAGAAGCAUCAUCUCGAGCUCAAUGGGCUGAGAAAAUUAAAGAUAAACUAUUUGAAGUAUUUCAAGACAAACUUAAUAAAAUUGAUUCGUCAGCUUCUGCUGAUACAAUUAAAACUUUUAAAGAUUCAGCAAAUACAAAAUGGUGCUUACGCAAACUAAAUAACCCAAUUAAUGACAAAGUCUUUGCAAUUGCUAUUUGCCUUUACAUUCUCGAUCCAAAAUAUGAAGGCAUGAAAUUAGAUCCUGAAAAG
This is a messenger RNA of Dentiscutata heterogama, 897 nucleotides long. NCBI's taxonomy places the organism in Eukaryota, Fungi, Glomeromycota, Glomeromycetes, Diversisporales, Gigasporaceae. The record is from the annotation of a GenBank genome assembly.